CCCAUAUUUUUAUGGGAUGGAUGAAGUAUUUUUUAAUAAUUUUAUCCUUAUUUUUCACCUAUAAAUAAGUCUUUCCCCAUUUUUACCUAGGUUUAAGAAUUUCAUUUAUUUCAAUUACAGAAUUUUUUUAAUGAUGUAUCUCUUUUAUUUAUAGAGUAAUCAACCCUCUAUAAAAAUCAAUUAGUACUAAACUAUUUAUAAAUAAAUACAAAUAAUGUUUAAAAGGGAGUCAAGUCAAUGCAAUAUGCCCUUUAAAGAGAUAAGUAGGGAAUGCAGCAAAGCAAUACACAGAAAUGUCCACCCUCACAAUCUUGUUUCUCCUCCUCGUUUCUACAGCAGCAGAGGCCCAAACAAGAUCAUCCAACAUCACCUUAGGCUCUUCCCUCACACCCACCUCCAACUCCUCCUGGCCUUCCCCCUCUGGUGUGUACGCCUUUGGAUUCUUCCCCCUUCAUGUUAACAGCUACGCUGUCGGCAUCUUUCUUCCCAACAAAACCGUCGUCUGGACAGCAAAUAGGGACACCAAUCCAACCGUCCCUGACAAUGUCGUCUCCCUGCUACUAUCUGACGACGGCAGGCUAAUCCUGCGCCGGAGGCAAGGCCCAGAUGUAGAGGUCAUCAGCCCCUCCACAAUCAUCGCGUCGGCAUCAAUGCUCGACAGCGGCAACUUUGUUCUCUACGAUUCCGAGUCCAGAAUCAUCUGGCAGAGUUUCGACCACCCGACCAACAUCCUCCUCCCCGGCCAGCGACUAACAUCGGGGAAAGCGCUCUUCUCCAGUGCAUCCGAGACCGACUACAGGAGAGGGAUUUUCAAGCUGACGAUGCAGGGGGAUGGAAACCUUGUGCAGUAUCCUGUCGACUCACCGAGCUUAGGGCCUUACGCUUACUAUAACUCAGAAACAGACGGAGCAGGUGGUAAUGUCUCUCUAGAGCUCGACAGCGAUGGCCGCCUUUAUCUUGUCAACAGUAGUUUGCCUCUGAAGAAUAUAUCCAGUGGUGGAUUCCCUACGCAGGGGUCGAUCAAUCUCAUGAGGCUUGAUGUCGGAGGAAUUUUCAGCAUCUACUCUCUGUCGCUUGGUAAUCUCACCAUGACCAGGAGAUGGUCCUCCACGCUCGACAAAUGUGAUCCCAAAGGUUUUUGUGGAGUCAACUCCUUCUGCGUUCUGAUGGAUAAUAAACCGGAAUGUCCGUGUCUUCCCAGUUUCGUCAACGUUCAGUCUGGCAACAACACAGCUGGCUGUUCUAGAAACUUCGUAGCGCAGGGCUGUGCCAAAAUUGACGAUAGAUUGAAAUACGACAUGAGAAGGGUCGAAAACUCAGAAUGGGAGGAUAACUCAUAUGAGAAUUUGAAUGUAAUGAGCGAAGAAGAGUGCAGCAAAGCAUGCCUCGAUGACUGCAACUGCGAAGCAGCCUUCUUUAAAGACAACCAAUGCAAAAAGCAGAAGCUUCCGUUAAGAUUCGGCAGAAGGUCUAUUGGAACCUCAAACAUAGCUCUCGUUCGCGUGAGUACCACCACGGAGCCCAAUAUAGGAGGCAAUUCCGACCAUAACAGAAUAAUAAAAAAAGAGCAGCAUAUGGUGCUCCUCAUCAUCGGCAUUGUGCUUAUGUCUAUAGGCCUCUUGGCCUUAUCAAUUUCUGUAAUCUUUCAUCACAAGAAACAGAAGAACUACAACAGGAUCAAUAAGGACGAUGGAGCUAACUUUGUCGAGGGAAUUUCGCUUCAAGCAUUCACAUUCGAGCAUCUGUCCGAAGCAACAAAGGGCUUCAAGGAAGAGGUGGGGAGAGGAGCAUCCGGAACAGUGUUCAAAGGGGUUCUUCAGAAUGGCCAGAAAAUGGUGGCAGUGAAGAGGUUGGAGAAAGAGUUCACACAAGGAGAGAGAGAGUUCCAGACAGAGCUGAAGACGAUUGGGAAGAUGUAUCACCGAAACCUAGUCCGACUCCUCGGUUACUGUCUCGAUGGAGCCCAUAAACUGCUGGUGUUUGAGUACAUGAGCAACGGCUCCCUUGCUGACAUACUUUUCAAUCAACAGAAACGGUUGAGCUGGGAGGAACGGAUGGAGAUCGCUCGAGAUAUAUCGAGAGGGAUACUAUAUCUGCACCAAGAGUGUGAGACACAGAUUGUUCACUGUGAUAUAAAGCCACAGAACAUACUUAUGGACGAGAAGUGGUGCGCUAAGAUAUCUGAUUUCGGGCUGGCAAAGCUCCUGAAACAAGAUCAGACUAAUACGUAUAGUGGAAUAAGAGGGACUAAGGGCUAUGUUGCACCGGAGUGGUACCUGAAGCAGGCGAUCACAGUGAAAGCAGAUGUGUAUAGCUUCGGAGUGAUGCUGCUGGAGAUCAUAUGCUGCAGGAAGUGCGUUGAUUGGAGCAGGAGUGAGGAUGAGGCGAUUCUUGAGGAAUGGGUUUACGACUGUUAUUCAUCGAGGAAGAUUGGGAGUUUGGUUGGGGAUGAGAUGGUGGAGGAGAGGAAAGUAGAGAGGAUGGUGAAGAUAGGGAUUUGGUGUGUGCAAUAUGAUCCUUCGCUGCGCCCAACUAUGAAGAAAGUUUUGCUAAUGUUGGAGGGAACUGUCGAGAUUCCGAUACCUCCAAGUCCGAGUUCUUUCUUAAGUAGUACAAUCUAGCUAGCUUAACUUACUUCGAUUUUGCUCGUGUAAUUUGUUUCUUUUUCUUUCUAAUAAUCUCAAGUAUCUUGCUGGUUUUAAUCUAUAUCAUAAUCCAAACCAAAUCAUUUCUCUAAAAA
This is a messenger RNA of Salvia splendens (bonfire salvia), 2740 nucleotides long. Its product is annotated as G-type lectin S-receptor-like serine/threonine-protein kinase LECRK3. The coding region runs from base 294 to 2621 and encodes 775 amino acids. Gene Ontology annotation, biological process: protein phosphorylation. The transcript has a single exon. Gene Ontology annotation, molecular function: ATP binding; protein serine/threonine kinase activity. The record is from RefSeq and is a predicted model, not a curated record. NCBI's taxonomy places the organism in Eukaryota, Viridiplantae, Streptophyta, Magnoliopsida, Lamiales, Lamiaceae.